Molecule: messenger RNA, 873 nt
Organism: Cryptococcus wingfieldii CBS 7118
Lineage: Eukaryota; Fungi; Basidiomycota; Tremellomycetes; Tremellales; Cryptococcaceae
Exons: 7
Coding region: 1-873 (290 amino acids)
Source: RefSeq, a predicted model, not a curated record
AUGUCCGACCUCGAUCAAGCUGCCCUCGACGCCAUAAUCGAGAUCUUAAUGACAGAAGUCGCAGAAGAGCUUCUGGACGAGUGCAAAGAACCUGAGCCUCUACACAAUUCGAAACGGACAGUUCAGAUGGCGCUCGAGGAGUUUCUUGAAGGGCGGUUCAGAAGCCAGGGUAUGCGCACCUACCUCGGCACGACUCCCAUUGAAUAUGUCACUGCCGAAGAGAGGUUGUUCACGACGUUCUGGAUCUUGAGGACCGGGGCAUCUUUCGAAACGGCCGCAGAAGAAUUCGCAAGGUCACCGGAGACGAUCAGUUUAUCAUUUCAUGCGGUCAUCCUUGCCCUCUGUAAAGUAAAGUAUACAAUACAUGGGUCAAGCAGCCAACACGAGAAAGCGCUCUCGACGGCACCCAUAUCCCUGUCGUUGUCCGGAAAGGAAUACAACGAGCUUAUAUCAACCGAAAGGGAUAGGCAUCUACCAAUGUACUGGCUGCCCGGUCAUUCGACCUCAGGUUCACCGGUGGAUCUUACGGAGAGAACCUUAGUGCCGCUGGUACGGGUAGCUACGGCAUCUCCGACGCUUUCAAAGCUUGGACCGACGGCGAAAUCUGCAAGUCCUCUUCACUCCUUCCCUACCAUUCCUGCGUUUUGUCGCCCUCGUACUGAUGAGAGUAUAGCCGACUACGAUGCUAGCAACCCUCAAGGGCCUCACUUCACCCAGGUCUUGUGGAAGAGUAGCACCAAGCUCGGGUGUGCCCAAACUUCUUGUGCUGACGGCAUCAUCUUUACUGGUUACGGCGACUCUCCCUUCAUUGUUUGCGAGUACGACCCUGCUGGUAAUGUCGCUGGCCAGUACGGCGACAACGUCCAGGUUUGA